CGAGCGCUCAAUGCUGUCAAUGUACAGACAUGAACCGAGCUCAGCGAGUAAUAAUCAAAUCAAAGCUUUUUAUUCUCCGCGAUUGACACAAUUUUUUCCGUUUUCCGCUAAUAGGUCCUACACAAUUUUUCAGCCCUAACCGUCGUUUUGAAAACAAAAAAUCGUUCAAUCGUUUGCGCUGGAUCAUUCUUGCCAGAAGAUGUGUGUGGAGAGCGAUGGAUGUGAAAUCGAGGGGUGCAGCAGUUCGGAUGAGGUGCACACGCUGUCUGGAAGCAUGAGUCCGGCUCUUAAAUCCAGAGAUCUGCAUCACUGCAGACCUGGGCAGAAAUUCCAUGCCGCAUUACUCCGAUGCCGGACUCCGCUUGUAGCCGCCGGGAUUCUGAGUUUUGGAAAUGUGCUCAAUUACAUGGACAGAUACACCGUAGCAGGUGUCCUGCUUGACAUACAGAAACAAUUCAAAGUUGGUGACAGCAGUGCGGGUCUGCUGCAAACAGUCUUUAUCUGCAGUUUCAUGGUGGCCGCCCCCAUUUUCGGUUACCUGGGGGAUCGCUUCAACAGAAAGAUCAUCCUGAGCUGUGGAAUAUUCUUCUGGUCUGCUGUGACGCUGCUAAGCUCUUUCAUUACCAAAGAAUAUUACUGGUUGUUAGUGCUAUCCAGAUGCUUAGUGGGUAUUGGAGAAUCAAGCUACUCAUCCAUCUCUCCAACUAUCAUCGGAGACCUGUUCACCAACAACAAAAGGACUGUGAUGCUUUCUAUCUUCUACCUGGCCAUCCCACUGGGAAGCGGUCUGGGCUACAUCCUGGGAUCCAUUGCUAAAGAUGCUGGAGGGCAUUGGUACUGGGCACUGAGGGUUUCUCCUAUGUUGGGUCUGACUGCUGGGACGCUCAUCCUCAUCUUUGUCUCAGAACCUAAGAGAGGAAGCGCUGACCAACCUGGUGGAAGAUUAAAGACACGCACUUCCUGGGUCUGUGACAUGAAAGCUCUCGCCAAAAAUCGUAGUUAUGUAUUUUCAUCUCUGGCAUCGGCUGCUGUGUCAUUUGCCACGGGGGCGUUUGGGAUCUGGAUCCCGCAAUACCUGGUCAGAGCUCAGGUUGUGCAAAAGUCAGCAGAGAGCUGCACAUAUCAACCCUGCAGCAGCAGAGACAGUUUGAUAUUUGGAGCCAUCACAUGUGUGACGGGGCUGCUGGGAGUGGUGAUCGGUGCUGUGACCACACGACUCUGCCGUCAGAAGACGGAGCGUGCCGACCCGCUGGUGUGUGCGGUCAGCAUGCUGGGCUCUGCCAUCUUUAUCUGCCUCAUCUUUGUUGUGGCCAAGAAGAGCAUCGUGGGAGCUUAUAUCUGCAUUUUCAUUGGAGAGACGCUGCUCUUUUUGAACUGGGCCAUUACAGCGGACAUUUUAAUGUAUGUUGUCAUACCCACCAGAAGAGCCACUGCUGUUGCCUUCCAGGGCUUUACCUCACACUUACUAGGGGAUGCUGGGAGUCCGUACCUCAUUGGCCUGAUAUCAGACUCGCUGCAAGAGAGCUACGCUACGUCAGAGAUAUGGCAGUUCCUGAGUUUGGGAUAUGCCCUCAUGCUCUGCCCCUUUGUCAUCGUUCUGGGGGGGAUGUUCUUCCUGGCCACCGCCCUGUUCUUCCUUGAUGAUCGUGACAAAGCCGCCAAACAAGUAAACCAGCUUACCCGGCAGCCGUCAGCAAUUAAGGUUACCAAAUGAGAAGAGGCUGCUGCAAUGGGACAAAAGUGGAAUUAAAACGUGGGCAAGCGGAGGGGAAUAAAAUCUGAAAGAAUCAAACUAGCAGCUUUCUCACUAUGCGCACACUCGACAUACUCGCCAUCAUCGUCAUCUCUGCUUUUUCGUUCCAUGAAGGCUGUUCCGAAUUCGAGCCGCACCUUGCUUGCCCCAGGAAGCCCGUCAGCCAAUCAGCAGCUGGUGUGCAGCUAUUAAGGAUGUAUAUAAAGAGCCUUGUGAGCUCAGAUAGGUGCCAUACUACUGAAAACAGCACGGACACUCACUACCGUCCUGUCACUCUGCCUGUCGAUCUGCACCAAGUGCCAUAGCAUCACAUUCCUAACGGGGACCAGUACCAAUAAUGCUCAGAAGCCAACAGGGGCUCGCCAACACACUAAAAUCAUCCAAGAACUGAAGGACUCGCUUCGCAUCACAUUAGCUCCCCAACCGAAAUAAGCAACACGGUGAGCCCUGCCUUAAAGAAAUCCGGCAAAGGCACGGGUCUGGUCCCCGGUCACUUUUCUUUCAUAAAGAUCCUCUCUGUUUUCUUAUUAAGAAAUGUAUUUUCCGUUCUUUUUCUUUCUUAGCACUUAGCACGUUUUUAAUGCAGUGCCAGUGACAUCAUGCAGCCUCGCAUGACACCUGAGACUGUUGAAACCGCUCAUCUUUUCUCCUCUGUGUGUUUUUACUAUCGAAACUGGAGGGACUUCAUAAACUAUAGCUGAAAGGGACACUGGAUUGUAAAUAUUAUCUUUUUAUAAUGAAGAAAAAACAUGUAAAUGCUUUCAUACUGAAACAGGCUGCCAGGAUAUCGCAUAGUAUGUCCAAAAGGAAAGCAGAAGUACUCCAAAAAAAAAAAGAAAUUGUUAACAGGUGAACAAAGCCAAGGUUAUCAAUACACUUAUCUAGUGCUUUUCGGCGAGGAAUUCUUUCUGCAGUGCCGGGUUUCCCACUCAGACAGGCAAACCUUCAUUUUAACUGCGGAUAAGAUUCGCAAGCUCAGUCUGGAAGAAUGAAAGUCUUUGUAUGUUGGCUUACCUUGCUUAUUUGGUUUUACAUAUCCCUUUACUGGAAAAGAAGAGAGGGAAAGGAUGAUAGCGUACCGCGGCCAAGUUAAUUAGCUACACUGCAAUCCAUCCGUUUUCAAAAAGGGAGAACUCAGAGGUUAAGCUAUGUCUGGAUUGCUUUUUUGUGGAUUCUGUGAAUUUUUUGUGAACUUUUUUUGAUAAACAGAGAACAGAUAUUUGAAUACUAUAUAUUGCGUUCGCUAAGAAAAGCACUUUGCUUUUCACCGAGGAGUCUUGAAUAUGAAGAGAUACAACUGAUGGGUAAAAUUGCAGAAAAGAUUGAGUUUGCGCUAUUUUUGGCCUGUGCAGAUUUGCGUUAGGAUACAGUUUGUAAUAUAUGCAAUUUAAAAGAAGAUGCGUCAUUAAUGGACAUGACAGCUUUGACAGUGGCAAUAAUUUGUAUAUUCUCAUAUUUAGCAAGAUUUUCUCAGCACACACACACAAACACAAACAUACCACUGUCACUUUUCUGCAAUCUGUUGUUACCAAAUCUGUCUAAAGCCGUUCAAGUGUAAAUCUGUUCUCAAAGAAAAGCCGGGGCUUUUUCCCACCUUGAAAAAGCACCUUGCCUAUAGAUUUAAAGUGGAAAAAAGCUAAUCCGUGUUUUGAAGGUCUGACUUGACACGUCAUGUGAAAUUACCGUCCCUAUUUUCCAGUCAUAUCUUCUUAGCUUUCAUCGUGCCAGGUGAAAAGCCUUUGAAUGUGAUUCUGUCCAAUCCAAUGUGUUUACACAUGCAAACUGAUCUUAAUGAAGCUUUUGUAUUAUUAUUAUUAUUAUUCUUUUACAGAUGUCUCUUUUUCUUUCUUUUUACAAAUAUGAGUUUUAUAUAUAAACACUAUAAAGAUAAACUAUAUUAUGCAGCAAUUUUAAUAUAUUGUAAACUGCUUUGAUGCAAUGUAUUUAUUGUUUUUGUUUAUUUGCUACCCUUGCUGAUAAGACGGGAAAAUAAUGUCAUAGUUAUUAUGUACAGUUCUGUUUUUUUUUGUUUUGUUUUUUAAAUGCCUCCUUAUCACCAUUUGAAGAAUCUCUCAGUUGUUCAUCUCAGAAAGCUGUUUUCACAGGAGCCAAUUAUGUUACUGCUUUACGCACACACACACACAAAUGCACACACAGCAUGAUUUACAUACACGUGUUGCGUACCGACAUGUUUGUUAGACCAAUGAACUGAUACUUUAACCUGAUUUAUUUUGCACAAGCAACUGGGUGUGUGAAUGAUGUGCUGAUCAGGGGGUUUUCUCUUACUGUCUAUCCAAUAGUUCUACACUGGCAUUUUGUAAGUGCUAGCUUUGAGGGAUUAUUACCCGUUCACUGCCUGGCUACUAGCUUUUGAAAGUUAUUUUACAUGCUGUCAAUGAUUAAAUGAGUAUUGUUUAUUUGUCUGUUGAAAGACAACGCUCACGGUGAUCCAGAUCGGAUGAACGCUUGGCUUAAUAUUUGUGAGGCCAAGUUUCUUUUAUCAACAAAACCCGAUCCUAUUUUAUGAGACCAUUUUAAUUGCUGAACCGUGAGCGUUGAGUGUUUCAGAUUGCACAUUUUCUUGUCAUACAAGAAUUCUGUAAAAAUGAACCUAUUUCUGAUGUUAAGCAGAAAUUAAAAGGUGAUUUUAUUUUUUAGAGCAAGUUGUGAUUAUAAAGAAGAAAAGUAUCUAGGACGUUUACUGUGAUGCUCCCACAGGGAUAUAAACCCUAUAUGUAACUGAUCAAAAUAAACUUAUUUAAUCAAAA
Molecule: messenger RNA, 4521 nt
Organism: Danio aesculapii
Lineage: Eukaryota; Metazoa; Chordata; Actinopteri; Cypriniformes; Danionidae
Gene: spns2
Product: SPNS lysolipid transporter 2, sphingosine-1-phosphate
Exons: 13
Coding region: 200-1714 (504 amino acids)
Biological process (GO): transmembrane transport; sphingosine-1-phosphate receptor signaling pathway; lipid transport
Cellular component (GO): membrane
Molecular function (GO): sphingolipid intramembrane carrier activity; transmembrane transporter activity
Source: RefSeq, a predicted model, not a curated record